AUAUGACUGCUCGCCCCAUCUUUCAUUCUCAUUCUCUCUGCGUUCACACCAUCAUCCUUCACACCUUCCGUCGAAGACUUUACCAAAUCUCCCUUCACUUUCUCUCUAUUCGUUUAAGCUCUUUCCUCUCUCUAUAUAUGAAACUCACAUCUCUCUCUGAGGAAGCUGAUUACUCUUACAUCUACACCUUGUUACAGGACACGCUCGAUCAAAUGAAUGAAAACAGCACCGGCAACAAUAGCAAGCGAAGGCGACGAAGAAAGGAUAAUCACACCAACGGCGGCGACGACGGCAACAAUGGUGGCGAUAGCGAAUUGGGUAUUGGAGGAAGCGAAAAACAAGAAGGGAAUAAAGUGAAGGCGUUGAAAGAGAUCAUAACUUCGUUGAUGUUGAUCGAUGAGCAAGAGAAGUGCGAUCAAGAGGAAUGGUCGAAGACCCACCAAGAGGAGAAGGUCUCAUUCGAAGCCAAUCACAAGAAAAAGAGUCGAGCCAUGCUUGAUUAUUACUCCAAAAUACAGAAUUCCUACGAUGGUGUUGACCAAUCUGAUGGAUUGAGGAAGAGAAAGUCAAGAGCUGCUGCUGCCGCCGUUGCCGUUACCAUUGCCGCCUCCGCUGAAACAGAAAACUCGAAUCAGAAGGGGACCGGCGGAGGAGGAGCGGUGGCGGGAGGGCCGCAGAGGAGGCUGUGGGUCAAGAACCGAUCGACGGCUUGGUGGGACCAAUGUAACAGUGAUGAUUGUCCAGAGGAAGAGUUUCGUAAGGCGUUUCGGAUGGGGAAAGAAACGUUUGAUAUGAUUUGCAACGAGCUCAGCUCAGCUGUGGCCAAAGAGAACACUAUGUUGAGAGACGCAGUGCCUGUGAGACAGAGAGUUGCAGUGUGUAUAUGGAGAUUAGCCACCGGUGAGCCUCUUCGGCUGGUGUCAAAGAGGUUUGGAUUGGGCAUUUCUACUUGUCACAAGCUUGUUCUUGAGGUUUGUUUAGCAAUAAGGACUGUUUUGAUGCCAAAGUUUCUUCAAUGGCCUGAUGAGGAGUCGCUGAGAAGGACUAAGGAUGAAUUCGAAUCGGUUUCGGGGAUACCCAAUGUUGUGGGAUCCAUGUAUACUACACACAUACCCAUCAUUGCCCCAAAGAUCAGUGUGGCUGCUUACUUCAAUAGGCGUCACACAGAGAGGAAUCAAAAGACUUCGUAUUCCAUUACUGUUCAAGGUGUUGUUGAUCCCAAAGGUGUUUUCACUGAUGUGUGCAUUGGGUGGCCUGGGUCAAUGCCUGAUGAUCAGGUGUUGGAAAAGUCUGCUCUUUAUCAAAGGGCUAAUGGAGGGCUAAUGAAGGGUGUUUUUAUUGUUGGGAGUUCAGGGUACCCUUUGAUGGAUUGGGUGUUGGUGCCCUAUACUCAGCAGCAUUUGACUUGGACUCAGCAUGCUUUCAAUGAGAAGAUUGGGGAGGUUCAGAGGGUUGCAAAGGAGGCGUUUGCGAGGUUGAAAGGAAGGUGGUGUUGCUUGCAAAAGCGAACAGAAGUGAAACUCCAAGACUUGCCAGUGGUUCUUGGGGCGUGCUGCGUAUUGCACAAUAUAUGUGAAAUGAGAAACGAAGAAAUGGAUCCAGAGUUGAUAAUUGACCUCAUUGAUGACCCUAUGGUCCCUGAGAUUCCAUUGAGAUCACCAAUUGCAAUGAAGGCUAGGGAUAGUAUUGCUCAUAAUCUUUUGCACCAUAACCUUGCAGGCACUUCCUUCAUCUCAUAAAAGUUGUUGCAUUUCAUCCUCUUACAUUGGUAUUCUUUUUUUCUGCAUAUGAUAUGUUGCAAUUGUGUUGUAGAAUCAUACCCUAGUCAUUCAUCAGAAUUUGUUGAAGGGGCUCUGUUGAAGAUUUAUUUGCCCCUCCUCUCCUUCAAAUGGAUGUAUAAUGUUUUACAGGCCAAAGUUAUAUUCAUAGAUAGCAUAGAUAGGAUGUAACCCAGUCCUCAUACUUCAAUUCCAUUUUAGAGAUGGAUGAAAUUUGACAUUUCCCUUUCUUCAGUUACAAAAUAAGAUAUUAAUGAAAUUUGACAUCAA
This is a messenger RNA of Cornus florida, 2048 nucleotides long. RefSeq names its product protein ALP1-like. The transcript has a single exon. The coding region runs from base 3 to 1739 and encodes 578 amino acids. The record is from RefSeq and is a predicted model, not a curated record. Lineage: Eukaryota; Viridiplantae; Streptophyta; Magnoliopsida; Cornales; Cornaceae.